This is a messenger RNA of Triticum dicoccoides, 1059 nucleotides long. RefSeq names its product BTB/POZ and MATH domain-containing protein 1-like. The transcript has a single exon. Bases 1 to 1059 code for a protein of 352 amino acids. Gene Ontology annotation, biological process: protein ubiquitination. NCBI's taxonomy places the organism in Eukaryota, Viridiplantae, Streptophyta, Magnoliopsida, Poales, Poaceae. The record is from RefSeq and is a predicted model, not a curated record. Gene Ontology annotation, molecular function: protein binding.
AUGUCGUCCGCCAGCGCCGGCGGCAAGCGUUCGAGGUCCUACAUCGUGGCCGGCGAGGCCAGGGGGCACCACCUUCUCACGAUCCACGGCUACUUGCGCACCAAGUUCACCCCCACGGGUGAGUGCAUCAUGUCCCGCCCUUUCAUCAUCGACGGCCAUCGCUGGUGCAUCGAGUACUACCCCAACGGCGUGUGCCGCGAGGUCGCUGAUUGCGUGUCCCUCUCCCUGGUGCUCGACGAAGACGUCGCGGCGGCGGUGAAGGUCCAGCACGGCAUGCGCCUCGUCGGCGAGGCGGACGAGGACCGACCGGCGUUACUAACUUCGGAGGACAGAUUCCCUUCCCGGGGCGUCUCUUCGCACACGAGGUUCAUCAGAAGGGUCGACCUGGAGAGGUCCAAGUAUCUCAGGAACGAUUCCUUCACAAUCCGGUGUGAUAUCGUCCUCGAACACGACAUCCGCGCGGAGGACCACACAGCGGCCUUUGUCUUCACGCCCCCAUGCGACCUGCGCCAGGACCUUGGCGGGCUCCUCGAUUCCGAGAAGGGCGCCGACGUGGUGUUCGAGGUCGGAGGGGAGACAGUCGCCGCUCACCGGUGCAUACUCGCGGCCCGCUCGCCCGUCUUUGCGGCCGAGCUCUUUGGCCCAAUGAAGGAGGGCAACGCUGCAACCGCCGGCGUGGUCGUGCACGUGGAGGACAUGGAGGCGGAGGUGUUCAAGGCACUGCUCCGUUUCGCAUACACCGGCUUGUUGCCGGACACACGCAAGGAAGACCUAGAUGUCACCUGCCAACAUCUAUUAGUCGCGGCAGACAGGUAUGACAUGAAGCGGCUCAAGUUGAUCUGCGAGGAGAAUCUGUGUGAGUACAUAAAUGUGAACUCGGCGGCGAUCAUCUUGGCGCUAGCCGAACAACACCAUUGUGUGAGGUUGAAGAGGGCCUGCUUCCGUUUUCUCGCCGAUCCACGGAAUCUGAGGGCGGUCGUGGCCACCGACGGCUUCCAGCAUCUGAGUAGGAGCUGUCCUUCCCUUAUGGUCGAGCUCAUUGCCACCUUAGCUAUGUGA